UAAAAGGAUAUAUUAAAUCAUGAUGGAUCCAAUGGCUAUGCCUGUGAGACUUCGGCUAGACGUUGAAUAUUUGAAUGUACCCGAGGACUUUAACCAAGAAUGGUUAAUUGAUACGGUGGAGGUAAACGUUACACUUCUACAUUCAUGGUGGCAAGUACAAGAAGCAAUAUGGACAAUGUCUCCAGAUACCUAUCUUAAACCAAUGUUUACCAAAAUUCAUUUUAAUGGUCAAGAAGUUAACAGUUCUCAAAUCAUUGGAUCAUAUUUUGGAUUUGAAAAUCUGGAUAACCUUAAAGUUGUGGUAGACUUAACAUUAAUAAAUUCUCCAAUUAUCCCAAACAGAUAUCCACCAACUUCAUUGUUUGAUAUUGUUAUCUUAUGGAGAGGACACAAGAUCAAACUAAGGGAAUCUUUGAAAUGUACGGUUCUGCUGCUCAAAGAGUAUUUGUAUUCAAGUGUUCAGAAUAUUGAACGGAAAGAUCUUGUGCGUAUCUCUAUAGAGAAUACAAAAUUUAAAGUGGAGCUUGACCAUGAGAAUGAUGAUAUGAGUCUUUCUCAACUAUUACAAUUGGAUGUAUGCCCAUUAAAUGAGGUGAAUAUCUUAGCUAGCAUGUGUCCGCCAGUGUCACCAUGGAAGUAUUGUGUUUCUAUAUCUUCAUGGAUUCCAGAAUUGCAACAACAUGAAUUUCAUAUGAAUAGAUAUGCUACAGGAAUCGCAUUGAGAGAUCAAAUUCAUACUCUACUUGGAAUGACACGUAUGGCCGACUUCCAUUUUAAAUGGAAGGGAAUUGAAUUCCUCUUGUCAGAUAUGCCACUUUAUGAUGAAAUUGAUAAUUUGACUAAAUUUACAGAAGAUAAAGAAGUUCUCUUUGAAACAAUCAAGCUUGAAUUGCAGAUUGAUAAGGAAAUAUAUGAGGAAUUUCGUUUGGAUCCAGGUGCAAAAUACUUUGUUGAUGUUGAUAAGACUCCUGAAGUUGAAUACUAUCAACCAUUACAAGUUAAAUUUGAGAAUGGUCAAUUUUUUGAUAUUCAUGGUGAAACGUACGAAAGCUUGGUAGAGGAAGAUGGAGGAAAUGUAACUAUGAUAAACCAAGCAGACUUAUCCUCCACAGACUAUGUGUUUGGAAUAAGGAAUAAAGAUAGAGAAGUUUCUGUAACUUUAGGGUCAUCCCAAUGUAUUGUGGUUGACAAUGGACAGCAUGAACCAUAUGUAUUGCUUAAUCCGGCGGGGGCUGCCAAAUUGAAAGCAGGAGUUCAGAAGGCUAAUCUUUCAGGUCUACAAAAAUUACAAGUUCAUUUUAGAGAUGAAGUUGAACUGCUGGCCAGUGACCAAUUUAGAAGUAGACAAGAUGGACAUGGUGUGGUAUCAACAGAACCAGCGAUAGUGGUUGAACGAGCAGGGGUAUCCGAACUGGAACAAGUCCCCGUACCCGCAGCUACCCCUACAGUGCAAGAAGAUCCAAUAGCAGCUCGGGGGCCAGCCAUAAGGAAUGGUGUUAUCCUUCAAGACAACAACGUCCAACCUAGAGUAUUCCGCCGUAUAUUCCAGCUUGCCAAUGAAAACAUGCAAAAUAUACUUAGUGCGGUAAUUAGGUACUCCAUUAUACUCUAUAUGCUCGGACUCCAUACCUUAUUGCUAAACUCGUCUUCACUACUCCUUGUUCUUGGGUUAAUAUGGGGAAGUAUUUAUGUAAUGUUUUUCACUGGUGAUAGAGUUACUAAUUGGCUUGAGGCAAACUUUUUACGGGAAAGACCAGAACAUGCAGUUGGGUUUGAUGCUUCAAUUGUUUCAGUUUUAGUACGCGGACUUCGUUAUACAAAUAGUUUGGUAAGUUUUAUUAAACUCUUUGUAUCAGUAGUACGUUCCGAAUUGGUCACCAUAGCAGUAACAAGACCACAUGAAUACGAGUUUAUUGUUCGUCAUGAUGAUGGUACUGAUAAUCUUUGGUUCUAUAUUUGUGACACUUGGAAUAGCUUUUGGAAAGAUGUUUUGUUGAUGGGGUUAUCAUUUUUCCCUUCAUCUCAAGCACUCAUUCAAGCAAGAACAGAACAAUGGAAGGCUAAUGAAAGUGCCGAUUUAAAAACUACACUUGAUAUAUAUACAGAACAAGUUCUAGCGGUGAUUGAACAGUACCAAACCAAAUAUGGAACGCAUGAGAAAACCCCAGAUGAAUUACUAAAGGGGAUUCUUGGUAGAGUAAAUUUGGGUGAACUUGGUACAGAUAUUGAAAGCUUAGGCUUGGAAGAAUCUAAAGAAGAAUACUACCAAAUUCUGCUUGCACAAUACAGAGAAUUACGAGCAGUACAGAAAGUGUUCCUGCGUGCAAUCCACAAUGGUCAACCGAUUGCUGAAUGAAAUGAACAUUGACCGUGUACCUCUUUAGAUGCAGACAGCAUUACAUAAACAAUCUAUCUGCAGACGAAAGAGGAAAGUAAUCGUCACGAGGGGAGCAAAAAAAAAACGACAAUUUUUAGAUAAGGGAUUCAAAAGAAUGGGUGUAGUAGCUUGCACGUGAGACGGAACUCUCCCAGUCCCGCCUUACUACCCCCCUUUGGUGGAAAAAUUAUUUGAAACAUUCCUUUCAAUUAUUUUUAAUAGCUUUUUUUUUAGAAAAAAAAAAACUUCGGCAUAAGAUUACC
Messenger RNA from [Candida] anglica, 2640 nucleotides. The record is from the annotation of a GenBank genome assembly. Lineage: Eukaryota; Fungi; Ascomycota; Pichiomycetes; Serinales; Debaryomycetaceae.